AUGCACGGUAGGGCUAAAAGUAAUAAACUAAUAUUAACAGAAGAAAAGAAGAUAUUAAUAAAUCAAGCAAAAUGCCUUUUAGAAAAGUGUGUAGAAAAUAUAAAUUCAACUACACAACCUGCUAAAUUAAUGGAUUUAACAUUAAGAAUAUUUAAAACUAAUGUUGAAAUUUCUAGUUUAUGGAAUUUUAGGAAGUGGUACAUUUCAAAUAUAUAUAAUUCUAAUUCUAAAGAAGGUUUUGAUACCAUUUUAUGUGAGUUAAAACUUACAGAAGAUCUACUAUUUGGAAAUCCUAAAUCUUAUUCAUUAUGGUAUCAUAGAGUAUGGAUAAUUGUAUACUUAAUAGAUCCAGAAAAGAGUAAAUAUUAUAAUAUACCUCAAGGAAUAAAAUAUAAUAAUAAUUAUUUUGUUAAUUAUUGGAGAAAUAUAUAUGACAAAACUAAGGAUAUUAAUUAUAAUAGUAACAAUAAUGAUGAUAAGAUACCUAAUAAUUACAAAUAUUUAGACUCUGUGGAAACAAUUCAUAAAGAUUCUGAAGAUACAUAUAAUAUUAAUAAGAAUAUAGAAUCAAAAGAUUUAAGUAAAGAAGAUAAUUAUUCUAAAUCUCAUAUAUUAUCUAUUGUAAAGAUAUUUAAAGAUGAAUUAAAUUUGUGUGAAAGAUUUUUACAAUUUGAUGAUCGUAAUUUUCAUUGUUGGAAUCAUCGUUUAUUUUCAUUAACGUGUUUAACUAGAAUGUGUUAUUUAUAUCCAAUGAUCUAUAAUUCUUAUCCUGAAUUUAGAGAUAUUGGUAAAUCAGAAAUUGCUUUAACAAAGCAAUAUAUUGAAGAUAAUUUUUCCAAUUAUUCAUCUUGGCAUCAAAGGAUACUCUUGAAUAAUACUCCAAAUUUAAGUAUUAUUGAAAAUAUAGAAGAUUUAAAAUUGGAGUUAGACUUAAUACAUCAAGCUAUUUUUACAGAACCAAAUGAUCAAAGUAUAUGGCAAUAUUAUCAAUGGUUAAUAGAGGAUAAAUUUCCUAAAAUAAUAUUAAAUAAGGUGAAUUAUAUAAAUUGUUGUUUUUAUAUAUUAAAGGCAACUUUUAUAUCUAGUAAUAAGUCAAAAUUUGAGUUUGAAUUUUCUCAAGCAUGUGCUAUUGAUACUGAGAAAUCUUAUAUAUACUUUGAAGAUAACGAAAUAUAUAAAAUUAAGGGUUCUUGGAUUAUAGUAAAUAAUAAAACGAAAUUAAAACCACUAAUUAAUAAUAGAUUACCUAGAGAAUAUUUAAAUAAUUUACAACUUAUAUCAAAAAAUUGGUUAUAUAUAGUGGAUGAAGAAUUUCAAAAUUUUAAUAAAUUUGAAGCUAAAUUAAGACAAAGUAUUUAUGUUAACAUAGUAAUAUCCCAAAGAUCAGGACAAAUAUAUAGUAACAAGGUAGAUUGGAUUUAUCCAAAUUCCUUAAACCAACAUUUUGGCUUAAGAGAUAUCCAAAUAGAAAAUAAAUUAGAAACAAAAUUAGAUAUAAAUGAAAUUGCCUCAUUUAUAUUAUAUAAUAUUCAAGAUAACAAUAAAAGUAAUUUAAAUAUACUUGAGUAUAAAUCAAAGUUGAAUUUAAAGGAUAUUCCAGAAAAAUUAGUUAAUGAGUGGAUUGAUACUUUAAUUCAAGAAUGUGAUCUAUUAACAGAAAUUAUAGAAUUAGAACCUGAUUGUAAAUACCCAAUAUUAACUAGAAAUCUUAUCUAUUUUAUAUUACAAGUAAUUUUACCCAAUAAUAAUAAGAUUAAUAAAAAUAUAGAUAUAUACAUUGAUGAGUAUAAACAUCUUCAAAAAAUAGAUGAAUUAAGGAGUGGUUAUUAUCAAAAUCUUAGUAGAAAUAUAGAGAAUAUAUUAAAGUAA
Messenger RNA from Cryptosporidium muris RN66, 1869 nucleotides. RefSeq names its product protein prenyltransferase alpha subunit repeat, putative. Lineage: Eukaryota; Apicomplexa; Conoidasida; Eucoccidiorida; Cryptosporidiidae. Gene Ontology annotation, molecular function: Rab geranylgeranyltransferase activity. The transcript has a single exon. The coding region runs from base 1 to 1869 and encodes 622 amino acids. The record is from RefSeq and is a predicted model, not a curated record. Gene Ontology annotation, biological process: protein geranylgeranylation. Gene Ontology annotation, cellular component: Rab-protein geranylgeranyltransferase complex; cytoplasm.